Molecule: messenger RNA, 2176 nt
Organism: Cyprinus carpio (common carp)
Lineage: Eukaryota; Metazoa; Chordata; Actinopteri; Cypriniformes; Cyprinidae
Product: ATP-sensitive inward rectifier potassium channel 11-like
Biological process (GO): regulation of monoatomic ion transmembrane transport; potassium ion import across plasma membrane
Cellular component (GO): plasma membrane
Molecular function (GO): ATP-activated inward rectifier potassium channel activity
Source: RefSeq, a predicted model, not a curated record
CUCUUUAGAACUGGUGUCCUCACUAUUACUAGUAGUGUAGUAUAGUCAUAGUAGUGUAUAGUUAAGUCUAGCGUGUCUUUUAUUGUUAACGUAGAGCGGUUUCUAACUGUGCUAAAGUUCGCGUUUAGCACGCAUGCCCUGUGCAGAACGAGUCAUUCUGUCCGGCCCAAAGUCACAGCUGAGAGGUUGUGCGAGAAAAAUAUCCGGUUGCAAUUGACAGGCAGCGGCAGCAGGAGCACUAAAAGCGGCGUCUUCCCUCGGGACCUCCUCACCUCCUGCGGGCUAGUGUGCAGAGUUUGUGCGGGAAAAAAAAAGGAAAAAAAUCCAGAGCCACGUUACGACUUAUUAAGGAAGCCAAAUUAUAGCAUGGACCAGCUAUGUUGUCCAGAAAAGGACUCAUUCCCGAGGAUUAUCUGCUGACCCGCUUGGCGGAAGAUGUGUUGCAGCCAAAAUUCAAGACUAAACAGCGGAAAGCGCGAUUCGUCGCCAAGAAUGGAACGUGCAACGUCGCGCACACGAACAUCCGCGAACAAGGACGCUUUCUCCAGGACGUCUUCACUACUCUAGUGGACCUAAAAUGGCUUCACACGCUCCUGAUCUUCACCAUGUCGUUCCUGUGCAGUUGGCUCUUGUUCGGGAUGAUCUGGUGGCUCGUCGCGUUCGCGCACGGAGAUCUGGACACGAAAGGGGACGACUUUGUGCCGUGCGUAACGGACAUCCACUCGUUCUCCUCCGCCUUUCUGUUCUCCAUCGAAGUCCAGGUGACUAUCGGCUUUGGCGGGCGGAUGAUCACGGAGGAGUGCGUGUCGGCCAUCGUGAUACUGAUCCUACAAAACAUCGUAGGUCUGGUAAUCAAUGCCAUCAUGCUGGGAUGCAUCUUCAUGAAAACAGCGCAAGCGAACCGGCGAGCGGAGACGCUCAUCUUCAGCAAGCACGCGGUUAUUACCGUCAGAAACAACAACAUGUGCUUCAUGUUUCGCCUCGGGGACUUGAGGAAGAGCAUGAUCAUCAGUGCCACCGUGCACAUGCAGGUGGUGCGCAAAACCGUCACCAAUGAAGGCGAGAUCGUGCCUUUGGACCAGAUAGACAUCCAGAUGGACAACCCGGUUGGCACCAACAGCAUCUUCCUGGUGUCUCCCCUCAUCAUCAGUCACGUCAUUGAUAAAAACAGCCCUCUGUAUGAUUUAUCAGCGACGGAUCUGCAGCACGAGGACAUCGAGGUGAUCGUCGUUUUGGAGGGGGUGGUGGAGACCACCGGCAUCACCACCCAAGCGCGGACCUCUUACCUGUCCGAGGAGAUCCUGUGGGGCCAGAGGUUCGUGUCUACGGUGUCUGAGGAAGAUGGGAUGUACGCCGUGGACUAUUCUAAGUUUGGGAACACCGUUAAAGUGGCGACGCCGAGCUGCAGCGCGCGCGCUCUGGAUGAGGCGGGAGGGAUGGAGAGCUUCAGACUAAAGGAGUCCAGCGGCGCGUCAGUGAGGAGGAGAAUCAGACAUCAAAACACCAAAGAACAGUGAAAGUACUCUUUCAUUAACCUCCUGAGACCCAACCAAAUGGUAUAUAUAUAUAUAUAUAAAAUUUUAAGUAACCUAUAACACACACACACACACACACACUAUUGCCAAAAGUAUUGGGAUACCCCCUUCUAAUGAACAGGUUUGACUACUUCAGUAAUUUCCAUGAAUACAAAUGUGACCAUGAACCACAAAACCAGUCGUAAGGGUCAAUUUUGUGAAAUUGAGAUGUAUACAUCUUCUGAAAGCUGAAUAAAUAAUCUUUCCAUUGAUGUAUAGUUCAUAGGACAAUAUUUAGCUGAGAUGCAAGCAUAUUAUGAAUUGUGUGCUUCUAAUCUUAUAGCAACAGUAUGGACACUACCAUUUUCUAUUCUAACAUGACAAUGCCUCUGUAUAUAAGACAAGGUUCAAAAAGGUUCAAAAUUCAUCUAAAAUGACUGUACCCAUAUAUACAAGUCGCUGGUGUUUGGUGAUGAGUUUUGGGCUCAAGGUCUGCAUUUAAAGUCACACCAGAGGUUUCUGCAGACCAGUCAAGUUCUUCCACACUGACUCAAUCAAUCAUUUCUUUUUAAACCUCACCUUAUACCUCAUACUCAUGGAAAUAACUAAAGUAAUCAAACUUGUUCAUUAGAAGGGGUGUCCCAAUACUUUUGGCAAUAUAG